This is a messenger RNA of Rotaria sordida, 1464 nucleotides long. NCBI's taxonomy places the organism in Eukaryota, Metazoa, Rotifera, Eurotatoria, Philodinida, Philodinidae. The record is from the annotation of a GenBank genome assembly.
AUGACUAGAAAAAAGACGAGUCAUUUAGCCCGUCUUGAGCUCACUUGGGAAUUUAUUCAACUUCAAUCACUUAUUUUAAUUGAAAUUAAAUUUAAAUCAUUAGAAUUUAUUUUUUACAACUUAUCAAAACUUAAUCAAUUAUGUUCAUUUACAUUUGAUACUUUUACAAUUAGAUAUAGAUAUGGACCAAUGGAUCUUAAUUCUGGAAAUAAAUUUCAACAGAUAAAUUCAAUGUUAAUUCAUACUUAUACUCAAAUAUUACCUCAAUUAAAGUUUUUAAAUUUAGAUGAUGAUUGGGUAUUAGAAUCGAUACCACUUUCGAAUCUUCAAUAUUUAAACCUUGAAAAUUGUUCAAUUGAUAAAUUCAAAAUAAUUACUCAUUUAGCAUCACAACUUAAAUCAUUUGACGUUUGUAUUGAUUCUGGAGAGAUAAAUUUUCAAUCUAUUAUAUUACCAACGCGACUCAUUCGACUCAAUCUAAAAAUUUACUGUUAUACUGAUCUAGCGGAUGGAAAACGUUGGCAAACAUUAACGAAUUCUUUAGUCAUAUUUUAUUUCAAAUUCGAUAUAUACAUAUGUUUUAACUUUAUUGAACAAAUUCUUGAUUCAUUUCGAACAUCAUUUUGGCUUGCAGAAAAACAUUGGUUUGUUACAUAUUACGAUGAUUACCUUUUUUCUAUUCCUUAUUUUGCUCCUGAACAAAUGGAUUCUUCUUAUCAAUCAGUUAUUUACUCAACAGCACCUAAUAAUACAAUUUUUUAUAAUCAUAUAAAUGAAUUAGCUGUGAGAAAAGUUAAAAUUGACAAGCAUUAUUUCAUUAAUAUCAACAUAUUAAAACUCAAAUAUUCAAUUCCAUUAAACUAUUUAUUACGUAUAGUCGAUCUUAAUCAAGUUAAACAUUUAUCAAUUUUAUCUUUAGAAUAUUUAUUAAAAUUUAUGUCAAUUUCAAUAAAACUACUCUGUUUAUAUGAACUCUCGGUUAAAAAUGAUAUAACAAAACAUGCAAUAAAACGAAUGUCUACUUAUGCUUUUGAACAAAUUCAAAAGCUUACAAUUAGAAUUAGUGAUGAGUAUAAUUACUAUAUCAUUGACGAAUUAUUUCUUCUUUUUCUAUAUACAAAAUAUCUAAUAUAUAAAUCUAAUAUCCCAUCACCAUAUAUUAUGAUUCGUCUAAUAAAUGGAUUUGUACAUUUACUAAAUGCAUCUUUUAUUUCAUGUGGUCCGUUCUCUAAUCAAGAACAAAUAUUUCGAUAUGAUCCAGAUUUACUUGUUUCACGAGUAAAACAACUUACACAUGGUACUUCACUCUGUCGAAUAUAUCAUAUACCUAACAAUGGAUCAGAGUUUAUUAUUAAUUGGUGGAUUGAAGAACAACCAUCAAAAUCUAAUUUAAAAGCUUGUUCAUCGUCAUAUAAACACAAAAGCUUUAGAAAAUCAUCAUUGUUCAAAUUUUGUUUUACAUAA